AGCGGGCAGAGCCAUGCGCCCCUCCGAGGAGUGAAGGGCCGGCCGGGCUGCUCCGGUGCGGGCACGGAGCCGCCGAGGAGGUGGCCCGAGGUGACGGGAAGCCGGGAGAGGUGCCGCGCCAGCGUCGGUAGCGCUGCCACCAAGGGUCAUCUACAACAUGUCUCUACCAGAAGACUCCACAAUGAAAAAAACAACCCAGAGUUGCUUCUUACUCAUCAUCCUUCUAACUAGAAUUGUUCCAAGUCUUUCUUCUUCUGUAAAUUAUACUGAUCCUACAUUAGAGCCUGUAGUAACUGAAAAUUCAGUCAUACGGCAGAAGAUAAUAGAUUCACAGUUCAAAUGUUAUGAGAGGAUGAACAGAGCUCCUCCAUACAAGAAAAAAGGUCUGUUCUGCAACCGAACAUGGGAUGGCUGGUUGUGCUGGGAUGACACACCUGCUGGAAGGCUCACUGCUCAAAAUUGUCCAGAUUAUUUUCCAGACUUCGAUCCAACUGAGAGGGCUUCAAAAUAUUGUGAUGAAACUGGAAAUUGGUUCCGCCAUCCUGAGAGCAACCGAACCUGGUCCAACUACACCCUGUGCAACUCUUUCACCUCUGAAAAACUGAAGAUGGCGUUCAUUCUUUAUUAUAUGGCAAUCGUUGGCCAUGCUUUGUCUAUAACAUCCCUGUUGAUCUCCUUGGCAAUUUUCUUCUAUUUCAAGAGCCUCAGCUGUCAAAGGAUAACACUGCAUAAGAAUUUGUUUUUUUCCUAUGUGCUGAACUCCAUGUUCACCAUUGCUCACCUCAUUGCUGUUGUCCCAAACCCAGGCCUUGUAAAAAGGGAUCCUGUCAGCUGCAAAGUGCUGCAGUUCUUUCAUCAGUACAUGCUGGGCUGCAACUACUUCUGGAUGCUGUGUGAAGGCAUUUAUCUUCACACGCUGAUCGUGGUGGCCGUGUUCGCCGAGGAGCAGCGCCUGCACUGGUAUUACCUCCUGGGCUGGGGGUUCCCUUUAGUGCCAGCAUCCAUUCAUGCAGUUGCAAGAGCCAGAUACUUCAAUGACAACUGCUGGAUGAGUGUUGACACCCACUUGCUUUACAUUGUUCAUGGACCUGUAAUGGCAGCUUUAUUGGUCAAUUUUUUCUUUUUGCUUAACAUUGUCCGAGUUUUGGUGACAAAGCUGAGAGACACCCACCGUGCUGAGUCCAACAUGUACAUGAAAGCUGUCAGAGCCACUUUAAUCCUGGUGCCCUUACUAGGAAUUCAGUUUGUCAUUAUUCCCUGGAGACCAGAAAACCGACUUGCUGGAGAAAUAUAUGAUUACAUCAUGCAUAUACUAAUGCAUUACCAGGGCUUACUUGUGGCUACCAUAUUCUGCUUUUUCAAUGGCGAGGUGCAAGGAGCUCUCAAGAGGCAAUGGACACAGUACAAAACCCAGUGGGGCCAAAGGCGCCGCGAGCACUGUUCCACACGAUCUACCUCCUACACUGCCACGUCCAUCACAGAGGUCCCUGUCUACCUCUACCAUCACGACUCCAACAAUGAGCAGCUGAAUGGAAGAUACGCAGAGGACUCUGAACUCGUUGCACUAAAAUCUGGGGAGACAUCUGCCUAGCUCAUCUGCCUAGCCACCGGCCACUGCAACCACAUCGCUUCAUGUUCUGCUCGUGAAAAAAUUGGGGAGAAGGGUGGGAGUGUGGAAAUCCAAGAUGCUGUGUCAGAGUGCAGGCCCAGGCAGAAGGACACAUCCUAUUCAAACCACAUCAGCCCCAGACAGCAGUGAUGUAGAGCGGGUGUAAUGCAGACCUGGGAACACCAUUUCUCCCGUGCCCUGCAGCAGGGAGUGAACACGGACCUGCCCACCAGGCUGCAUGACCUCCACAUCUCCUGAUAGCAGCUGUAUAAAGUGACCACCUGACACCGUAACUACCCCAGGCAGCCGAUAGCAAACAGGAAAGAAAGAACCAGUGUGUGGCAACUGGAAGCUUUCAGCACUUUUUGCUUUUGGUAUUUUUUGUUAACACUAGAUUUCAAACCAUCAACUUUCACAAAGUGUAAAUGACUUGGAGUAGUUUAUUUUUCCCUUUUAGUGAGCUUGAUAACUGCUUAAAAGGUUUGCACAUUGCAAGACAAAUCAAACUGAUGAACAGCAGAAAGUCAUUCCAAAGUAUUGAAAUUUUGAUACCUUCCAAAGAAUGCCACAAAAUAUUAUCAUCCACAAAGGAUAACCCAAAAUAUUAACAUCCCAUCAGCAGGGACAUAAAGGAAAUUGAGAUGAAAUAGUCAUUACAUACCAAGAUCUCAAACACCCUCAGAGAAACAGAUCAGGUCUUCAUGUUUAAUGACACAAGUCCUGAAGGCAUCUCAAAACAGAUUUCAUUGAACAAAAUAGAUUUCAUUGACCAAUAUUUAUUUAUAGGAAAAAUUGUCUGCCUGGAAACUCAUAAUUAAGACACAAUUCUCUCACUCUGAAUAAACGGUGAAAUUUGUUUGGGAAUUAUGGUUUUAUUUAAUAGGCAUUCUGAGUUGAGUGCUAGAUAAGUGCUUGUCUCUGUUAUAAAUUUGUGAUCAUGGCAGUAAAUCUUCCCAUGAAAGAAAUCAGAAACCAAUAUCUUAGCACAGGAAACAUCUACAUUUAGAAUCCCUUACUCUCCUGAGUUCCUAAUCAUUAGAUGGUCUUGUUAAAAACCUUUAUAAUCUAUUUCCACUUCUAAAGUUAGAAGACAAAUCCCUGUUAACUUAGAGGAGCAAUGAGCAACUCUCUUCAGUGCCCAGAAAUGAGCUACACAAUACAGUUCAGUGUAGACUUCAAAAACAUGAGGCCAUUUCCUCCACAGUGAUCGGACACCAAUUCUAAACACUGUGUCCAGCCCGGCUGAUUUUCCUUCCCUGACACAACCAGACCCCAAGCUUUACCCUCAAUUUAUAGAUUUGAAAUGGGGGAAAAAUAUAGUAUAUGUGUCCAGCUACAUGAGUCACCAUCUCAGUGGAGAAGUCCCUUCCAAGAAUGAGUUCCUGAGGAAGAGCUGUAGAGCCAGCACUGUGAGGAGGGACCAGAUUCGCCCUGUCCAUACAGGAGGCAAUGCCCUGCAGGGAAGGGGCUGCUGUUUUCGCCACCAGCACACGCACCAGCCCUGCACCACAGCACGAUGUCCCCAGGGUGAGGAGGGGGCUGCUGGCUCUGCCAUGAAGAACAGAAGAGGAGCUGGGGAACAAGAAGGAAUUGUCUGCUGGCAGUGCAGAUCCUCACAUGGUCAGUCCAGCAGAACACUCAAGAGAAAAUACCAUCAUGUGUGUUCGUUCAAACCACGUGUCUAUUUUUCAGUCUUCAAGGAAUGCAAAGACAGUUAUUUUUUGAAACAGUAUUUCUCACAUUGCUAUUUCUACAUUCACCAGUGAACACUAAGUUGUUAAAGACAAUAAAGUGGCUGUGCUAUGAACCUGUAUUAUUCUGAAUAGCUUUGGGGCACACUGCACUUCCCAGGAGGGCUGCAGAAGGCAUUCCUGCUUUCUGAAGACACAAAUGAGCUGAUUGUAAAAGAAAUGUGCAUAAUAUAGAGAGUUUUAUGACAAAUAUAUCGGUUUUAAUAAUGUACACGUUUACAACAUGUAAGUGCAAGUUGUUUCACAGUCAGUUAUGUUCAUGUGGAUGUACAAAAUGGAAAUGCUUUACCAUUGUAUUGAUUGUUUUCUUCCUUGCUAACGAUAUUUUCUUGCUCUGUUUAGUAGAGUGCUCUGAAAAGUCAGAUUCAGGAUCCAAGGUUUAGGAUAUUGUUUGCAGCUUCGGUGUGCUUCUGUCAGUCUUUAUGGAAGCUUUGGUUUCAGUCAAGGGAUGAUGAUUUCCAGCCACAAAAAUAUAUAAUAUUUUGAUAUAACAUACACACUGAGUUUAGGGCUGUCAUCACACCUGGGUUUUGUAGGAAAGGCUGAGUUUUAAAGCUACUUACUGAGUAAUCUCUAAUCAAAAUAUUUUCCAAUGGGAAAUGCUAUUUUUCUUCAUCUUAAGAUGGUUUGAAAUGUCAUCAUUGCACACAUAAGGUACAUUUUAUUCUCUGCUUUAUAAAUAGCUCCAUACACUAGUGAGAGUAAUAUUGAGAAUGCUGAUACAACCUCAAUAAUUCCAAUUAUGACAGUAGAGUUGUUUGACUCUAAUAGCUUUCACAAGGACAGCAGAAACACAUAAUUAAUGUAUGAAUAUCAAAAAGUACAGAAGGAGCUGACACUUGAAUCAAUGGAUUCAAGGUGUAUUUUAAGAGGAAAGCAAUCUCACAUUUAUCACCUCUGCAGUAUCUGUUUCCUCUCAAACACCACACCCAACACAUGCAAACCCAGUUUAGUGAGCAUUUGCUCUGGCAGAAGGUUUUGUGUGGUUGCUCUGAGCAACUAAAUCUAUCAGGAAGAUAGAUUUAGAUGGAUGCUGGUUGUUAUUCUUUGCAAGGUACAGAAACACCAAUUAAAAUAUUUGUUGUGGCAUGGGACGUUGAAAGUAAGACUUGAUUUUUAUUUUAUUUACUUAAUAAAUAUAUUUUAUCUGAAAUAAAACAGCAACAAAAGUAGAAUAGACAAUUUUCUCUGUAUUAAAAUUGUUAGAAAUAAUGCUCCCUUAAUUAAAACACUACAGAGUGCUCGCGUAGCCAAAUGACAUUCCUUUGGGAUAAGAAAAAACCUGCAAAUGUGGUGGAUUUUUAUCUCUUCUCCCAUUCUUUGCCAGCCUCAAUAAAAAAAUAUGAACAGACUUACAAAGAUGGAAAUCUGAGACACUGAAAAUGUGAAGGUACCUCCAUUUCCCCUACUAGGAAUUUUAAAAGUUUAGUGAGUCAUUGUGAAGUUAAAUACAGCUCAAAAAUUUGAGGAUUUUUAACUUACAUGUUAUUUGCAUU
Molecule: messenger RNA, 4856 nt
Organism: Prinia subflava (tawny-flanked prinia)
Lineage: Eukaryota; Metazoa; Chordata; Aves; Passeriformes; Cisticolidae
Gene: CALCR
Product: calcitonin receptor
Exons: 13
Coding region: 158-1591 (477 amino acids)
Biological process (GO): cell surface receptor signaling pathway; positive regulation of cytosolic calcium ion concentration; adenylate cyclase-activating G protein-coupled receptor signaling pathway
Cellular component (GO): plasma membrane; axon
Molecular function (GO): amylin receptor activity; calcitonin receptor activity
Source: RefSeq, a predicted model, not a curated record